AUCGUUAACUACAUGGCUAAAUGCAGCAGUUGUGCUUUUGUGUACUAACAAAUAGAAUAUAAUAGAAAAACUUUAAAAUGAAUAAAACGAUAACCACUGAGUAAGUAGUGUCAAAUGUUAAAAUUAUGAUCUAAAUUCAAAAUAAAUUAUAAUACAUUUCUCAAAACAUAAUUUUAUCUAGCUGUAUGCCUAAAUUUGUUACCUAUUGAAAUUAUAAAAUAUAAAUGUAUUAGUUUUUAAAGCACUGAGCAGAGUAACCACAACCAAACAAAUAAUGAAUAGAUAAAAUUUUACCUAGUGUAAAUAAAUUUUUGAAUUUUAUUAAAAAUGUAUAAAAAUAAAUUGAAAACGAUAUUCUAUAACAUUGUCUAACUAGAUACCUAUGUGUGUGUAUUUCUAUUUUUAUUUUUAAAUUAAGCAGGCAUGCUAUUAUUUUACUACUAUUAUGUGUUUUCAUAAUUUUAAAAUUUUAACAGAGAUUAUACCAAGAUUAAUGAUGAAAGUAAAAAGAAAAGUAAUUUGAAGCGCAUAUGGCAGGACGAAGAAGACCAAACUAGUUCCCAGUAAUUAAACCUUUAGUAUCAAUAAAUUAUUAUAAAAAUUAAAGAUUUUAUUUUGUAUCUAAUUUAAGUUUUAUGUGUUGUAUAUUAUUAAGUAUAUUUAAACUAACUUGCAUGCAAUUAAUUGGUUUUUAAUUAUACAGAAAAGAGCACAAAAAACUUUUGCGACAAAAAUAUGUCGGAAUUGUUGGUAAACCAAAAUGGGCAAAAAUCACUGCAAAUCAAUCAAAUGAAAAAGUAUUAUCUGAUGAUGAAGAAGAUUUAGAUUUACUAAAAGUAAUUAUUAUUUAGAUAUAAUAUAGGUAAUAAAGCAAUAUUUUGUUAAAAUGUUUUCAAUUUUAUAUUAUUUUAGUACAGUGGUAAUUUGGCUCGAAAUAAAAAAGGUAUAAAUUUAGCUAAAGGAUUAAUUGGAAUAAAAAAAUUACACAAUUUAAAUUUGUCCUCGUCAUCUUGUGGUAAAAUUGUGAAAUCUUUAGAAUUUCAUCCAUCAUCUAGUUUGGCUUUAAUUGCUGGGAUAUCAGGAAGAGCUUCAAUUGUUCAAGUAUGAUUCAAAUGUUUGAUUUAAAAAUAUAGUAUGUUCCUAUAGAAAUAAAUAAAAUUCCAACAGGUUGAUGGAUUUAACAAUGAAAAAUUACAAUCUGUGAAAUUUCAAAAAUUUGCUAUUGACUGUGCACAUUUUACUACAGAUGGAAAACAAUUUGUUGCUGGUUCAAAAACACAAAAAAAUUUUUACUGUUAUGAUUUAUUAGAAGGAAGAUCAAUGUUUGUUCCCGUUCAUCAUAAUAUUGGAUUAACUAAAAUGGAUGUAUGAUCUAAGUUAAUUUUAAUUAUAUUUGUUUUUUAUUUUAAACAAGCAUGUUUACAGAAUUUUUGUAUGUCACCUGAUGGAAAACUAAUAGCUAUCUGUGGCAACUUUGGAGAAAUUCACCUAUUCACUGCUAAAAGCAAAGAAUGGAUAACUACAUUAAAAAUGAAUGGUGCAGUAUAUGCCCUAUCUUUUACUAGCAAUGGAAAGAGAAUGUAUUCAUUUGGAGGUAAAUUUAUUAAAAUCUUUUGAGUUAAAAAAUAACUAGUAAGUUUUGUAUAACACCAAAAACAAUAACUGUUUUAGAGAUGUAUACUUAAUUUUAUAAUUUCAUAAAAUAUUGUUAAACUUUUGUGGGUAUAUUUUUUUUCCAACACAUUUGAUUAUCAAAUAUUGAUCUAUUAAAAUUGUUGAAACUAACUGUCAUAUUCUUCUCUUUCGCUUUCAUUCUGACUAUUUUUAGGUCGCCCACAAAUAUUUAAUUAAUUAUAAUAAACUUAUGAAUGUUAUAAAUUAUGUUUAAUAAUUUAAUUAUUCUAGAAAGUGGCGAAAUUUAUGAAUGGGAUAUGAAUAGUCGAACAUGUAUUAAGAAAUUUUUGGAUGAUGGUUGUCUCCAAGGUACUAGUUUAACAGUGUCACAUAAUGAUCAAUAUUUAGCUGCAGGCUCGUCAUCGGGUGUUGUCAAUUUAUAUAAUUUACCGUGUGAUAUAAAUCCAAAACCUGAGAAAACCAUUUUAAACUUAGUAACAGGAGUUUCAAAAUUAAGUUUUAAUAAAAGUUCAGAUAUUUUAGCUAUGGCUUCUAACCAAAAGAAUGAUGCUAUUAAAUUGGUAACUAUUUACAAUUCUCAAAAUUAUGGUUUCAGUAUGUUGUACUAUUAUCUGUACAAUUAUAUAAUUUUUUUUUUCAGCUGCAUGUACCAUCCAAAACUGUUUUUUCCAACUUUCCCACAACAUCUGAUAAUAUUGGAAAAGUUAAUUGUAUAGAUUUUUCACCAAAUAGUGGAUAUCUAGGUGUAUCUAAUAAUAAAUCUGAAGCUCUUCUGUACAGGUAAACCAUUACAAUUUUGUAUUAAAAACACAACUAAUAUCAUAAGUAUUUUGAAGUAUUUUCAGUUUUCUUGAUAAAUUAUAUGAAUAAUAGAAUAAAUAACUAAACUGUUCGAAAAUUGAAUAUUUUAGUUUCUGAGUGGAGAAUAAUAUGUUAUAUAUCUCGCAAAACAUUUUUUUUUUAUUGUUAUUAGUAAAAAUACUUGUAAAACCUCUUUUUUAUGUACAAUUGUAGCUGAUCCUUUUUUUCGAUGUGUUGUAAACCAUUGAAUACGACACUACAUUGAAAAUUUGUUCUCUAUUUUACUUUCAAUGUUGGAUAUAAAUGUGAUGCAAUGUGUUCAUAGACAAUUUUAAUUGCCACCAAAUUUUUUCUCUUUUCUCAAAAAUUUCAUUCUCGAGGCUUUUGAAAGUAAUUGCCAAGUAGAUGUUACUUUUAUUGACUUUGAAAAAGCCUUCGACAGAGUCUAACACAACUUACUAUUCCUAACUCUCAGGAAGUCAGGGUUUAGUGAUCCGCUAUUAGCUUGGUUCAAAUUAUACUUGUCUGGAAGGUACCAAUGGGUGAAAAUUAAUGAAUAUAAAUCUGAAGUCUCCUAUACCUUCAGAUGUUCGCAAGGGGGCCACUUGUCACUUCUACUACUCACCUUGUUCAUUAACAGUGUCGAGAAGAGUCCCUAAUUAUAAUAUUCUAGCAUUCGCAGACUACCUAAAAAUUUUUUUUCGAAUCGGCAAUGACUACGACUUUCUUCUGUUACAAAAAGAACUUACCACAUUAAUCUAUUUGUCUUAACAUGAAUGUUAAUAAAUUUCAAUCAAUGUCCUUCACCAGAUCUCAUGCUUUAAUUGACCACACCCACUCGAUUAACAAUAUCAAUGUAUCAUCAAUUUAGUUGUAAGGGAGUUAAAUAAUUUAACCCUUAUUCACUUCUCAUUUAACUUAAUGUUGAUCUCUAAAAACAAUUUUUUAAAUUUCCUGAACAUUUUCAUUUUAUGGAGAAAUGACUGAUUCAUUUAAGUAAGGUUAAACAAUAUUAAUAAUACUAUGAAUACUAAGGAAGAAUCACUUACGGAAAUCACUGUAUGAAUGUUUGUUAGUCUUACAGGAAAUCUUAACUUUAAGUCUAAUCUCAAAAUUCUCAUUAUACCAUUGUAUCCAAUGCAACACAUAUUUUGAUAAAUGAAGAUGGAAGCUAAACUAAAUAUCUUUCUAAUUUUCAAUUUUUGAUGAUUAAAAUUUGAUUAACUGAACUUCAUUAAAUAUGUAUACUUACAAAAGUUGCACAUUCAUAGUACGAAUAAUGUGCUUUUUUAAAAAUUAUUUCUGAAUUUUAUAUUUCCUUAGUUACGUAGUUACAAAUUAAAAAGAGCAGAUGAUAAAAAAAAAUGUAUAAAAUGUAAAUAAACACCAAUCAGAAUCAGUAUUUUAUUUGUGUUAUGAUUUAUUUAUGUUUAUAGUAGCUAAUAGAUCAAUAUAACUAAUUGGUAAAUUAGUUGACAGCUUAUUUAUAACUAUAUAUUACUAAUUUAUAACCAUACACAUAAUAUUGACACUGAUAAUAAUAUUUUUAUUUGUUAUGUUACAGGUUGACACAUUUUGAAAACUUCUAGAACAUUUUUCAAACGAAUAUAAAAAAAAAAAAUAUUUAAAUUAAAUAAAAAUAAAGUUAUUAUUUUAAAAACAAUAUGUUUACAGUAACUUAUUAAGUAUAUUUUAAACUAGCUAUAUAAGAUAAAAAAUAUUUAAACCAUAAUAAUAAAAGUAAAUUAAUUAAAAAUUGAGGAAAAUAAAAAUAUCUUCCCUAAAAGUUUAAAUCUAAGUUAAAUUAGUUAACUUAUUUAUGUUUCAUAUCUAAACUACUACCAAGCGCACUUUCCCAAUGUGAGUUAUCCCAGCUAACUGAACCACACAUGUUACAAAUGUUAAAUGUACGGUUUUUGUCGUUAAAUAUAUCUAGUGAUAAUGGUUUUAUCUGAAAUUGUAAUACAAAAAGAGAAUUAUUAGUAAGACUUAUUUUAAAACAUACAAGUGUAGUUGUAUAUACAUUUAUCUCGCAAUUUUUAUUAAUAUAACCACUCAGUAAUUGACUGUAUGGCUUGGUUACUGGCACAACAGUAGGUAUAGAUGAGCGAGUUGAACUAGCCACUACAGAUAUUGGAGGAUUUGUUCCUUCAUCUGAGGAAUCCUCAUCAUAUUUAUACAAAUCAUUGUCCUCAGCUUCAUCUACAGCAGUAUAUAAAGUAUUUCUAAAAGACCUAGGGUUUUUUAUACUUUUAAUUGCAUCAAAAAUUUGUUUCAUAAUUGGAUUGCUAACUGUCUCAUAACUAUUACUGUUGCAAAACUAGAAA
Messenger RNA from Cinara cedri, 4763 nucleotides. NCBI's taxonomy places the organism in Eukaryota, Metazoa, Arthropoda, Insecta, Hemiptera, Aphididae. The record is from the annotation of a GenBank genome assembly.